AUGCACGACCCCGAAAUACCCCCAAUAGCCUCGGAUGCAUACAUCUCUCCCAUGUCGUUUUCACAAUCUUGUAAAUGCGACGAAGAGGUUUCCGAUCUCGUCCGGAACCUGAGCCGCGCCAAUAUGUCGCACGAUAUCGUUCCGAUGCUUCGCACAGGAGUAUCACUCACAGAGAGACUAUUGACCUGUCCUACUUGCUAUGACGUAUCCAAACCGCCUCGAUUGACGGUUCAGAAUGUGCUCCUCAUUGGUCAACUCAUGCUUGAAAUAACAUCCAGCUACCAAAAAUACAUCCGGUGGCUGAAUGAACACUGUACUGAGCUCGAUAUUAGGAAUGAAACGAGGACUGUGUAUCUUGACUCCGGUCUCGGACUCCCAUCAAAGCUGAAUUUGGAAGUCAGUGGCGAGAAACUCCGAGAUCUUGUCGUGCACGGCCUCCUGACAGAUGCCGAGCGGCUCUUGAUGCUUGGGAGACACUUUGCGCAACGACAACGUAAUCGUCAUAUGGUCGGCCACGAAGCUUGCCCCAGUCCGGAAGGACGCUGUCGGCGAAAGGAGGAUGCUGCUGAUCACGAUCCGCUAGAUCUCUGUCCGCAUGAUCCGGUAGCACGGAAGCUGGUGCCUUGUUUCCGUAUCGUCGAUGAAGUCCGGGGAAUGAUCAAGCAAGUCGCAGAUGCCAUUGUGUGA
Penicillium coprophilum is the source of this 687-nucleotide messenger RNA. RefSeq lists its product as uncharacterized. The transcript has a single exon. Bases 1 to 687 code for a protein of 228 amino acids. Lineage: Eukaryota; Fungi; Ascomycota; Eurotiomycetes; Eurotiales; Aspergillaceae. The record is from RefSeq and is a predicted model, not a curated record.